This is a messenger RNA of Panthera uncia (snow leopard), 779 nucleotides long. It is a transcript of the gene MED29, whose product is annotated as mediator complex subunit 29. The transcript has 4 exons. Gene Ontology annotation, cellular component: mediator complex. Gene Ontology annotation, biological process: regulation of transcription by RNA polymerase II. The record is from RefSeq and is a predicted model, not a curated record. Bases 104 to 706 code for a protein of 200 amino acids. Gene Ontology annotation, molecular function: transcription coregulator activity; transcription factor binding. NCBI's taxonomy places the organism in Eukaryota, Metazoa, Chordata, Mammalia, Carnivora, Felidae.
GGAGGAGCAGCUAACUAGCAAACAGGGCCUGGAAACACAGAAGCUAGAAAUAAACCGGGAGAGACACGCCUGUGGCGUAUUUCCGGCGCGCUAAGCGAGGAAGAUGGCUGCGUCCCAGCAGCAGGCUGCUGCGGCUUCGUCCGCUGCAGGUGUGUCGGGUCCGGGUUCGUCUGGUGGCCCGGGUCCCCAGCAGCAGCCGCAACCACCAGCACAGCUAGUGGGGCCUGCCCAGAGCGGGCUUUUGCAGCAACAGCAACAGGACUUCGAUCCAGUGCAGCGUUAUAAGAUGCUCAUCCCGCAGUUGAAGGAGAGCCUGCAGACCUUGAUGAAAGUCGCAGCCCAGAACUUGAUUCAGAACACUAACAUUGACAACGGACAAAAGAGCAGUGACGGACCUAUACAGCGCUUUGACAAGUGUCUGGAGGAGUUCUACGCACUCUGUGACCAGCUGGAGCUCUGCCUGCGCCUGGCACAUGAGUGCCUGUCCCAGAGUUGCGACAGCGCCAAGCACUCUCCAACGCUGGUGCCCACAGCCACCAAACCGGACGCUGUGCAGCCUGACAGCCUGCCCUACCCGCAGUACCUGGCAGUCAUCAAAGCCCAGAUUGCCUGUGCCAAGGACAUUCACACCGCUCUGCUGGACUGUGCCAACAAGGUCACGGGCAAGACACCUGCACCACCUACAGGCCCUGGGGGCACCCUGUGAGCUGGCAGGGCUGGGAGUGGGGCAGGCAGUAGGGGAAGGGGACCGGGAGGGAAUGAAGAGUGACCUCAAAGCC